Molecule: messenger RNA, 435 nt
Organism: Entrophospora sp. SA101
Lineage: Eukaryota; Fungi; Glomeromycota; Glomeromycetes; Entrophosporales; Entrophosporaceae
Source: the annotation of a GenBank genome assembly
AUGAAUGCUUCCGUCACCACUGUUCCUUCCAAUACUAAUAUCAACAACACCACAAAUGAUAAUGAUAAAGAAGAAGAAAUAAACGAUAUUGGUGGAUGGAACGUUGUAACCUUUUGGAAAAAAGAAAAUUUUAAAAUGAAUGAACAUCAAACUACCUAUUUAACCAACAUGUUUGCCUCUGAAAUAUUACCUGGAGUCUAUGUUGGAAGCAAAAUGGCUGCAAACGAUAAAGCAUGGCUUUCCGAUCAUAAAAUUACUCAUAUUCUUACUGUAGCCGAAAAUAUUCAACCAACUUAUCCCGAGUCGUAUCACUACAAAUUAAUUUCAAUUCGUGAUUUUGCCACCGAAAAUAUCUUGAUACAUUUUGAAAAGGCUUUUAAAUUCAUCAAUCAAGCUUUGGCACAUCCGAAAGGUGCAAUCCUUAUUCAUUGGUAA